Messenger RNA from Sordaria macrospora k-hell, 282 nucleotides. The record is from RefSeq and is a predicted model, not a curated record. Lineage: Eukaryota; Fungi; Ascomycota; Sordariomycetes; Sordariales; Sordariaceae.
AUGGCUGGCAUCACCAGUCACAUCGCCAGUAGCAGGAACUUUAGCCGCUCUAGAGUUCCUGCGUUGAAGGUCAAGACUGCAUUGGGGGACCCAGUUGCUUCUGAGGGAAAAGGAAAAGCACUUGCAUCCGAUGACUGGCGCAAGCAUGCGUCUGCCCCUGGAAUUUCGGACAAGGGCAACCUCCGAAAAAAGAUUGCUCAGCGGUCGAGCGCCACGGAGCACUCCAUGGUUAUGCCUCACGAACCUGGGUUCUAUCGCCCAAAUGACGGCCAAACUGCUUAG